UAUUAUUAUUAUUCUCAACGUCUCAGGAUGUCUGAUCUCAAGUACGUCCUCUCGCUGGAUGUGGGCACAACUGGCAUCCGGGCCGUCGUUCUGGAUCAGCACACCAAAGUGCAUGGCUCGUCCUAUGUCAAGACCAUCCCGAUCUACCCGCACCCUGGCUGGAUUGAAAUGGAUCCCGAGAUUCUGUGGUCGCAGUGCAAGCAGGUCAUCACCGAUGCUAUCAAAGCGUCCAAGGUCCCAGCAGCUCAGAUCUCGUGCUUGGGCAUCACCACGCAGCGAAACUCGUUCACCAACUGGAAUCGCGACACUGGCAAGCCCCUGCAUAACUUUAUCACUUGGCAAGACUUGCGUGCGGCCAAGCUUUGCCGCGAGUGGAAUUCGUCCUUUUCGAUGAAGUCCGUCACGACGGGUGCCAAGCUGGCCCACACGUUCACACGCGCCUCGCGCAUGAAGGCCGCCAGCUCGUUCACCUUCACGACGGUGCAGGUUUCCAUUCGCCUUGCGUGGAUCUUCCAAAACAUUCCCGAAGCGCUGCCGAUGGCCAAGGCAGGCAAGCUCAUGUUCGGCACCGUCGACACGUGGCUGCUGUACAAGUUCUCCGCCGGCGCCCUUCACGCGACCGAUUACUCCAACAUGAGCUCGACCGGCCUGUUCGACCCCUUCCAAAUGGGCUGGAACGACUUUGUGAUCAACAUGCUGUCCAUCCCGCGCAGCAUCUUUCCAGAGAUUCGCGACACCAGCGGCACUUUCGGCUCGACGGAAGCCUCCCUGUUCGGCGCGCCCAUCCCAAUCACUGCGGUGGUUGCGGAUCAGCAAAGCGCCCUGUUCGGCGAGUGCUGCUUCAAGCGUGGCGAUGUCAAGGUCACGAUUGGCACUGGCAUGAUGAUGGACAUUAACACUGGCUCCAAGCCCCACGCUUCCGACAAGGGCCUCUACCCGCUUGUCGCAUGGAAGAUUGGCGACGAGGUUGUCUUUCUCGCCGAGGCGGUCGCAUCUUCUGCUGGCUCCAUGAUUGAAUGGGGCCAACGCUUUGGCUUGUACCAGGAGCCUGGACAGACGCAGGCAAUGGCAGAGUCCGUUCCUGAUUCGGACGGUGUCUACCUCGUGCCCGGUUUCAACGGCCUGCAGGCGCCGUACAAUGACCCCAACGCGCGCGCUGCAUUCAUGGGCCUGACCUUUGGCUCCACCAAAGAGCACUGCGUUCGCGCGCUGCUCGAGGCGAUCGCGUACCAGUUCAAGCAAUUGUUUGAUAUUCUCAAGACGGAUGUUCCCAUCCGCCUCAACUCUGUCCGCAUGGACGGCGGUGUAUGCCGCAACGCCUUCCUCCUUCAGCUGUGCAGUACGCUGACCCAAACACCGCUCGACAUUGCAGAGACGCUUGACAUGACUGCAUUGGGGUCUGCCUUCCUUGCGGGCCUCGCGGCGGGCAUCUGGACCUCCCGAGACGAGCUGUCUGCUCUGCGCAAGUCCCAGCGUGUCUUCCAGCCGCAACCCCUGUCGCAGGCUGUCCGCGACACCUUCCGCUUCUGGGAACGCACUGUGCAGCGCUGCCUGAGCUUUGAUCUGAAGGGCAGCUACUUCCACGACCCCGCCAACGACAAGCCCGGAGCAGCGCUCGACCGACAGGAGUCGCUUCGCUCCAUGCACGCUCCCAAGGCUUCAACCAGCGGGGCAGCGUCCGCCAGCAAGCCGCACACCAAAGCGCGAGAGGAGACGUACCAAGGCGGCGUCAAGCGCGCUGCCGUGUCGGAUUCCGUCGUGUCCUGGAGUGCCGAUUUCCCCAACUACUCACCGACGGACUACACUGCUCCUGUUGUGCUGAGCAAGCCGGCUUGGGCGGAUGUCGACGUUCGUACCGAAAAGGCCGACCUCAAGUUCAACGCCGUGGAUGGCGCUGUGGACCGCACCAGCUUUGAAGGCACCUACCAGAUCGUUGAUGGUCUCCCUCGCAACCCCAAGGGCCGCACUGGUCUUGCAGGGCGCGGACUGCUUGGACGAUGGGGCCCCAACCAUGCCGCAGACCCGGUGGUGACGCGGUGGCAGCGGGACGAGAGCGGCAAGCAAAUUCUUGUCGACGGCAAGCCCGUCUUGGAGUUUGUCGCCAUCAAGCGCAAGGACAACGGCCAAUGGGCCAUUCCUGGCGGCAUGGUGGAGCCCGGCGACACGGUCUCGGCCACCCUCAAGAAGGAGUUUGGCGAGGAGGCCAUGAACUCGGUCGAAGCGUCCGAGGAGCGCAAGAAGGAGCUCGAAACUCAAAUCGACCAGCUGUUUGGCAACGGCGUGACCGUGUUCAAGGGCUAUGUCGACGAUCCACGCAACACUGACAACGCCUGGAUGGAGACGGUCGCCGUCAACUUCCACGACGACACCACCGUGUUUGAGGCCUUCAAGCUCCAGGCUGGCGACGAUGCCGGCGCCGUCAAGUGGGUUGCCAUUGACCAGAGUCUCGCGCUGUAUGCCUCGCAUGUGGACUUUGUCCAAGCGGCUGCCAAGCUUCACAACGCUCACUGGUAGAAGACCCAUUUUUUUCUGUCACCUGUUUCUUGUGCUUGUUUGUUGUAUUGUGUGCUUUUUUUCGUCGCAUGCCGCUGGUCGUUUCGGUUUUGCAUGGUUGAUCUUGACGUUUUUUUUUGUUCAAUGAUGACGAGACUGCUGUUCACCAAAGCGAA
Messenger RNA from Capsaspora owczarzaki ATCC 30864, 2669 nucleotides. Its product is annotated as Gk5 protein. Bases 28 to 2514 code for a protein of 828 amino acids. Gene Ontology annotation, biological process: triglyceride metabolic process; glycerol metabolic process; glycerol-3-phosphate biosynthetic process. Gene Ontology annotation, molecular function: glycerol kinase activity. Gene Ontology annotation, cellular component: mitochondrion. The record is from RefSeq and is a predicted model, not a curated record. The transcript has 8 exons. Lineage: Eukaryota; Filasterea; Ministeriida; Capsasporidae.